AUGUCAACGAACGGAGAAAAGCCGAAGCCAGGUCGUGGAGAACGCUUCAAGCUCCGGGAAGACUAUCGCGCCCGUCUUCCGACACAUGUUUCCCGCUUCACAGGGUAUCACCCUCCCAAUGCGACAGCCCCGUAUGACCCUUUGCCCUUCCCUCCAUUCUCAUGGCUCCGCCAUAUUCCCAUGAAGUUGGAGAUCUGCGUUUUCAAAUGGUGCGGUGCCUUCGGUGGCAUCCUCCUCAUCGAGGCCAUCAUGUCGACCAGCACCGCCUUCCACGACGUAUACAAUGCCCCCCUGAUCAUCACGUCCUUCGGAGCAUCGGCCGUCCUGCUAUUCUGUGCUAUUGAGUCUCCACUUGCUCAGCCGCGGAACUUCGUCCUUGGGCAUUUUGUCUCGGCACUUGCAGGGACUGCCAUUACUCGGCUCUUCGUACUGAAUCCUCAUUACCAUGUCUUCUUAGAUGAGGGCGGCUUUCAUGCGAAUGUCUUCGUGAAUGGUGGCAUCUCCAUGGCCACAUCUGCUCUCGGACAGUUCCUCAUUGGAGCUGUGCAUCCGCCGUAA
Molecule: messenger RNA, 558 nt
Organism: Fusarium keratoplasticum
Lineage: Eukaryota; Fungi; Ascomycota; Sordariomycetes; Hypocreales; Nectriaceae
Exons: 1
Coding region: 1-558 (185 amino acids)
Source: RefSeq, a predicted model, not a curated record